Molecule: messenger RNA, 6447 nt
Organism: Mizuhopecten yessoensis (Yesso scallop)
Lineage: Eukaryota; Metazoa; Mollusca; Bivalvia; Pectinida; Pectinidae
Product: sodium- and chloride-dependent GABA transporter 2-like
Exons: 20
Coding region: 670-2616 (648 amino acids)
Biological process (GO): sodium ion transmembrane transport
Cellular component (GO): membrane
Source: RefSeq, a predicted model, not a curated record
ACAACACUGUUACCCAGGCUGACUGGAGCUGUAGAGAGCUACGACACAGUUACCCUGGCUGACUGGAGCUGUAGAGAGCUACGACACUCUGUGCCUGGAAUUGUUGUCUGUGAUAGCUCUGUUAAAACCUGCUCUAGGUGAUAGCAGCUCAAUUGUUUGCUUGCAGGAGUCUGUACAUGUGUAUGUUACUGCUAGGAUUACCACUGUUACGGCUGGCUGUGUAGUGUGUUGUCUGGCGUUGUCCGUGGCACUGGUGGAAUAAGUACAGUUCAUACCAUGGUGGCAUCCUUGUGGCAUCAUAGUGGCAUCAUAGUGGAAGUGUUAGUGGCAGUUUGACUGUCAGCUGUGGGAUUAGGUGUGCGAUAUUCUAGGAAAUUUGGAUUGCAUUUUGUUAUAAAGCAAACUACAGGUUAGCCUGGAGGCAGUGUUAGGGAUUGUGUUGAGAGUGUAUUGAGUUGGGAUUGUACUUUUGGUUCUGGCUGAGUUACAAGACCAAACAGGUAUGAGGACGCUGGUGUGGUUAUGACGAGUCGGAGCACAUAGGACCAGUUGAAAGUCAUGAAUGACUGGUGUACGUGACAGUGAGCUUUUUUAUUUUGAGUGAUUUAACCUUGGACUGGUGACCUUUUGACCCCUGACCUCUGUCACCAAGUCAACCUUCAAGCAGCCAUGGGAGAACCUACAGCCAAAUGGAACCUCCUGCAACUUGCCUUUAUAGCGGUCUACCCAGCAUGCCUGUCCUCUAUACGGAUGGUAGACGGUAUGGCCCUACUUGCCCUGUAUGUUUUCCUGUUUAUACUGUGUAUACCACCAAUGUUCAUACAACACAAACUGGGAGGCUACGAACAGAAAGGCAUUGUGGGACUGUUUUCCAGAUAUCUGCCGAUUGCAAAGGGAGUGGGUGUGGCCCUGCUGAUUGACCUGUUCCUGACCUGUGUGUACUUUGCGCCCUUGGUUUGUCACUUUGGGAUGUACGCAGUGAUCUCUAUGAUCCAGGAGCCAUACCUGUGGGAGGGCUGUAGUAACGUAUGGAACACGGACAAAUGUGUGGAGAACCUGCCUGUAACCAUGCACUCUCAAAACGAGGGAGUGUAUUACAACCGGUUGUCAGGACAGGCAUCAGAUGUUGCUAGACAGACGCCAGAAAAGGAAUUCUUCAACAUGCAGUACCUUCAGAUCACUGAUAAGAUCUCGGACAUCCGAGGAUUUCCCGUGUGGAACAACACCGCUCCAUUCCAUGAUAUUGGAUUCUCCAUGCUUCCAGUCGGCCUCACUGUUGUCUGGAUUGUCGUGUUCCUCAUCGUGGGAUUUGGCGGCCGAGUCUGUGGCUGGAUCCUGUUUGUGAUGUGCCCUGGGUUCCUGGGUACGCUAUUUGCUGUCUUAGUAUACGGCUACAUGAACCUAGACAAGGCCGCCUCAAACCAAUUCCUCAGCAGAUUCUACAACCUGAACUUUGAUGGUUUUGUUGACAUCCGUACCAACAGAAAACUCAUCACGGACUGGGAGAAAGGGUUUAGCCUCCUGAUGAACUCAUUUCCUGUGUGGACAGCCAUUCCUGCCACCCUGGGCAAGAUGACUGGGCGAGGCAAAGUCAGCCGUAACUUGGGUUGGCUACUUAUCAUACUUGUAUAUGCCUGCAUAGUCCAGGUACCUCAGCUAGCCAUGGCUCCCUAUCUAGGCAACCUGCUCGACAAAACCUCGUCAUCCCUACCCGAGAGCACCUUCCUAGAUUUCAAUAACGUGGGCAGUUCUUCAGGGAGCACUGUAGAUACCUGUAUCAAGGUCGUAUUUCAGGCCAUGCCUGCAGCGUUCUCCAUACUGAACAUCCCCAAGCAGUACGCCAUGCUUUUCUUCCUGUCUCUCUUCCUUAGUGGAGUUAUGUUCCUGUCUGUGGGUAUGCUGACUAUCGUUGACAACAUCUGUGACAGUUUGUUUUCCCGAUCUUCACGUUUAUCGUCUCACAAAAUCCUCGUCAACUUCGUCAUCUCAUUCAUCAUGAUUGUACUAGCCCUGGGGGCGGGCUUCAUUCACAUGACCCAGGCGGGCAUGUAUUACACUGUACUGAUGGACCAGUCCGUCCUCAGACUCCGCUUCAUCACCGUCGCUCUGCUGGCAUUCUCCAUUAUCAUUGUGUAUGUAAGAAAUCGUUUUGCUGUAGCAGAAAAAGUGCUGCUGAGUAUAUGGUGUAUACUGGCUGCCAUAGGAGCUACUGGUUUCUGGUUGUACUCCUUCAUCAUCACUAAAAACAUCCCCAUUAGUUACGCGGGCCACCAGGUGUCUGACCUGUGGGAACUCAUCAGCUGGCUACUGGCCGGCGUACCCUACAUCGCCAUCCCAGCCGCGGCUAUACACAGCUGUAUGCUGUACGAGGGCGACUGCAGUGAGCGGUCACGUUACCUCCUGUGUGGAGGUGAUGAAGAUGAUGACGAUGAGGAGGAACCAAGGAACUAUGAUGGUUAUUUCCCCACUGAACCCACAGCCCCACCCUACAGCUACAUGGACCCCGGGGGUCAGCAUUAUAGCCAUUCUCUCUACCCUGUUGAUGACCUUCACAAAGCAACCUACGACCCUGAGAUGGAGCCUCUUAACUCUGACGUACGGACAAGUCGGAUAUAAAUAUGGAAAUUUAGUGGCUGAAAGUUAUAAGUUAUGAAAUCUACAUGUUAAAAGGACUGACGAGGAUCCAAGGGGAAGAUAAUUCACUAAAUAAAGGAAAAGAGGAAGAAAGAGUUCUGUGUCUUUGAAAACAGUGAUAAAGGGCAGACAACUCAGUAACAAUGAAGUGUUAAAACUGUUUGGAGCUAUCUGCCCUUGUGACCUGAGAUUAAUUGGGAUUAAGUUAAGCCAGUGUUCUACAAAUCAACAACAGCUUGAUUAUUGAUUUCUUCUGUUGUGAACUAGGACUGAUAGGACCUGAUCGGCUUCCUACAAAACAACAAUAAUGCGGAGUGAUCUCCCCUUGUAUGAUGAAUUGAUAUUAUAAUGGAUGGGACAGUUGUAUUAUGUUUGGAUAUAUGCUGUAGUUGUUACUUCUUCAAAGACAAAUGGAUAUCAGAUGUAUCAUUCAGCAGAAAUGUUGAUAAAGCUACAACUGAUGUGGUCCAGUGAAGUUGUACACACACAAUAUGUUGUGAGGUAAUCACCAUUUUCCUAAUGACUAAAUGGGCAGAUAACUCUAGAGAAAGCAAGCAUCAUUGUACAAAUGACUUGUUGUUGUGUUAAUUGUCUUUCUGAACAUUUGGCACAGACAUGAUGUUAAAUGUAACAUAAAGAAAUCUAGAAUUGUUUCUAUUUCACAGUUUUUUAGUGAUGAGAUUUUAUAAGAGAAUAUUUCAGUUUUUAUGUUAAAAACAGAAAAUACAUGUGUAUGCACAUAUAAGCAGGUAGUUUCACAACAUCAAUGUAAAUAGUGAAUACGUUUAAAGUGUAAUGAUGGAACAAUCUUGGGACAAAGAAAGCAAUGAAUACUAGUCAAUGUACAGUCUGUUUGGAUAUAUGUUCAAGGGGGGACAACUAUAUAUCUUUCAGGGGAGAUAAUUGCAGGCAAUUGUACACUCUGAAAAAAGAUGAGGACAAGUUCUUUGGAUGUGAAAUGAAUGCAGAUCAUAUUUCAUGAAUGGAACACAACUGUUUAACUGGCUAAUGGGAGUUCACAGUUGCAAGAUCAAAUGGAAAUACAUGUUGUAAAUGUGUAACAAGAUAUUUGUAAUCAUGAAUGAGACCAUUCAGAAUGUGUGAACAUCAAGGAGAUGAUCCCAAAAUCGAGUGUGAAGCCAUUAGCAUUGAGGAUGUGAUCUCCAAAGGCUCAAAGGGGAGGUAACUCUCUUAAUCAAACACUCAGGCCAUUAUACAAUGCCAUGCACCACUCAUGCUAUCCUACAGUGCCCUGUUCCACCCUGCCUUUUUUGGAAUGGCUACAUCUUGUCUCAGGCUGAAGCCACUGGAGCACUGUGUGCCAGUUCUUCAAGUGUAAUCAGAAGAGGACAGCAUCUAUGUCCCACCAAUCAUAAUUAUUCAAAAGUUGUCAUCAAUAGUCUAUAAAAAAAUCACAUUCAUCGAUGUUACCGAUACAUCCGGUAUUUUCUUAUUGGUACCUGUGUUCAAUCUGGAAAAGCCAAGAAAAUUAACUUGAAUUGAACACAUGUACAUUGCCUUACUUUUAAAAAUUCUGACCUAUGUGGUAAUGUGUCUGUAAUGCAAUGUGUUUUAAUUGUUAUUAUGACUGGAACAUCGAUGGGGAGAGUUGAUAUUAUAAUGUGGGCUUUCACAGAACAGGCCAAAAAAAAUUGGGGAAAAAUAGAAAUUGAUAGUGUCUAUAUCAAAGGGAGAUAACUGGAGGGCAUGACCUCAUUCACAAAUUUAUCUACCAUGGACUAAAAGCUGUUUUUACAUUAUCUGAUUUUUGUUUUGUUUUGUUGUUGAAAUUUUCACAAUGACAACUAUCUGAUAAAAGAUUACUGCCCAAUGUAAGACAUAUAAGCUGCCUGACAAGGUCAGAGAUUAACUGCCUAGCAAGGUCAGAGGUGAACUGUCUUACAAGGCCAAAGGUUAACUGACCAACAAGGCCCAAGAUAAACUGCCUGAUAAGGUCAGAGGUUACCUGCCUGACAGGGUCAAAGGUUAACUGCCUAACAAGGUCAGAGGUUAACUGCCUAACAGGGUCAAAGGUUAACUGCCUAAUGAGGUCAGAGGUUAACUGUCUAACAAGGUCAGAUGUUAACUGACUAACAAGGUCAGAGGUUAACUGCCUAACAAGGUCAGAGGUUGACUGCCUAACGAGGUGAAGUUUGCAUUUAUCAUUCAUUAUUAAAAUUCACACAAUGUGUAAAAUAUUAAUAAGGUCUUAGAUUAUUUUAUCAAUAUUAUCACUGGUCGGUGUGUGUUUCAUGUUGAGAUUUUUAUAGCUAUUGGAUAAUUACUAACAUAGAGUGACUUACUUAAAUCAGAUAGCUGUCAAAAUUGAUUACUAUACCAUAUAGACAAAGAAUGAAUUAUAUAUGUUUACAUACGGGAGAGUUUGUUAAUUGAAAUAACAUAUACGGGAGAAAUAAUUGUUUAUAGAAAAUUGUAAGAGAUUUUAUUUAUGUAAUGUGUCAUGUUUUUAUGAUGAAGUUUACAGAAAAAAUGUUUCAUCGAAACUUUAUGUUGAAAGACAAAAAAAAAUCCAUAACAUCUUUUAACUAAACAAAUUAACAUUUUGAUCUCCGAUCAUAGAAAAACUCUAGUGAAACAUUAGUCUUCUUUUUUUUUUAUUUCAUCAUGAAAUUUUUAAUAUUCCUUUAGGCUUAUUAAACCUUCAUUAGAGUAUUGAAUACUUAAAAACAUUACAGAUUUAUUCAGAGAUGAAUAUUGAAAGCAUAACCACAUUCCUAGACUCCCGUUAUCCCUGUCACCACUGUAGACCAUACUAGACUCAUCCAGGUCAAUGAACGGUAGUGUCUACUAAAAUUACUUAUCGGUGAAACGGUUAUUCUCUAAAUUUCUUUAUCAACCAAACACAUUGUUGUCAUAUGAUAGGGUUUUUAGACUUCCAAGAUAAGUGGCCUAAUCAAUAUUAAUCAAGUUAUAACAGUUACAAUUUGUACCACUAACUUGACAAAGUCUGUGUGUAAUCGAGGCCCACAUGUUGCAUUCUGGCUACAGAUGGGUGUUUUUCUCCGAGCACUUUCGUUUUUCCUCCACCACUGUAAACCUGACUCAUAUUAUAAAUAACCAUAUUUUAUUGCUAUUCAUAGGCAGAAAGUAAACCAAACCAAUCAUAACCCUCCUAGCACACCUGGCUUUACUUCCUGUUCUUUAUUUGGGUAAAUUACCCAUUUUUUUGGUAUCAAUGUUUCUUUGGUUGUAGUUGUCAUUCCAUAAAGACUUAGUUGUAAAUCUAGACCUGUGCUUUACACUGUAUCUAAAUUUAACACAUUUUGACCAUUUCUUUUCAUGAUAUAACAACAAUACAUAUUUUUCAGAAUUUGUAUUUGUAUUUUUUUUAUUUUUUUUUUUAAAUAUUUGUUAGUUAAAAAAGGGAAAUUUAUUCUAGCUAUUUUGAAGAUUUAUUAGCAUCAAGUGAUUUACUCUUAUUUAAUAGUCACCAAAAUUUUUAAUCAAAUAUUUUCAAUUAAAAUGUUCACAGUGUAACUUUAACUGCUAAUACUAGAUAUAUACCUAAACAUCUUGUUACAGAGGAUAUCUGUUCUGUAUAUAAAACAAAUUUCUUUCUCUUAUCUUCAGAAUGAGAGAUUAUAAUAAAACUUUCCUUAUUCAACUCAUUCACACCUGAAGACACAUUUGAACUCUCCCAAUACAAAAAUUGGAAUAGUUUAUUAUGAAAUGUCAGGGGUGAAUGAGUCAAUGGAUUUCAACGAUUUACACAUAGUUGUAGAUUUUUUUUAUAUCUUGAAUGUUUUUCUUUUGAUUUAAAAAAAAAGUGUAGGAGUAGAACUAACUCAUUCA